AGGAGUGUAUAAAUAUUCGUUGUGGUAAAAGGUCGCAAAAUAAAAAGCAAUAUGGUAUUCAUCCAAGAUGGCGGCCCCCAUGGAGAAAAGAUUGCAGACGGCUUGAAACUUUGACUGGCGGACUUUUUAAAUCAUUAAAAGCGGAAACAUUUUGGUUAAUUUUGAAGUCGAAGCACAACAAAAGUUAAACAUAUGUUAGGCUAAGCGUCAAUACAGAUUCAGCUAGCUGUUACAAUCAGAGUUGGAGCUUAACAAAGACAAGAAGACGAAGGAAUUUGUUGUCAUCUUUUUGUGGUGUGAGAAUGAUGCCAGAUAAAACAAUACCGGUUUUCAACAAACUGUCAGCUUGGUUUUCCAAGAGUGUUUCAUUAAGAAGGCAAUCUUUGUGGGUUAAACAUGGAGGCAAGAUUGUCGAACUUCGUAAGGCUCAGUUUAUCUUCAGUCAAGAUCCGGAAAGCUUUGAUACCAAAAGUUUAUUUCUGUCAGAUGACUUUCAUAUGGGUUUAGCGACUGUCUUCCAUGCUGGAUACAUUGAUGCCUGCCUCAAGAAUAAGAGUGCCCACAACACAGUCAUCAGCAAAUACGUCCUGCUCCCAGAUCAUCUCGCGAAAGAAUUACACAGAGUUAGAAUUUCACGUGAUAAACAAAAUGAAACGCCUGACAGCACAACUGCCCCACACAGAUCUAGUUUAAGAGAUCCAUUGCCAGAGGGAAGGCGUGCAGAUCAAAGGAUAGAUGCUGAUGCACCCUCUAGAAAUAGAACAGCCACAGACAGUGAAAUGGAUCGGCAUGCAGGAACCAGUAAUGAGCUAAGAAGUUUUGAAGACAGAGCAGAAGGAAGACCAGUUGGAGCUCAAGCCUUGUCUGAGGAGCAGAGGAUGGAAACGGCAGCAGGUCAGUUUCAGAAUCAAGAGAUCUCCAAGAUACCUCACGUCAGAGAAUUGCCGCAAGUAUCUGGUCCCAUCGUUGAUUUCGUCGUCGGAAGAAACGGCUAUAGUGUUCAGAUGAGCACAUGAAGGACUCUGCAAGUUUAAGUGUUAAAGUUUGAAAUAGUUUUGUGUUUGGUGUUAUUCAAAAAUUGCUUGUUAUUUCUGAAGUUUAAGUGUUUGGUUGAAAAAGAUGCAAGUCUGCAUUCAUUUACCUUUUGAAAGUUACUUGUUGAUUAUGAUAUCUAGAGAUAUUGAUGCAGCAUUAAACGUGUUACCGGACUUAGACUAAGGGAGUGCGCUGACAAAGGGCUGGAUAGCUCAGAUGGUAAACCACCAGCACCCUGGACGUUAUUGGUUCAAAUCUCGCUCGAGUAAAUUUUUCUGUGUUUGGACUUCAAUCAGAUUAAUCAGAUGUUCUUGAAAAGAUGUGCCUAUUUUUCUACAAAGGUUUUUGUUAGCUCAGUAAUGCCCAUAUUUAUAUUUCUUAAUGUUAGUAAGUUAUUCAUAUUGUUAAACUAUAAUACUUCCAAGAGGGAAAGUGUUGCAUUAGACCCGACAAAAAAUUAUUAAUUUGAAACGUCUUUCUAUUGAAAAUUUUUGUUAAACAUUUUUGUUUAUGUUUCUAAAUGUGUCUUUGUUGAAAAUUACAGACAUAUUUUUCUAAUCUUCUCUGAAACUGUCUCUUUUUGGAAUAAAUGAAAAAAAAACUGCGGGCGUGAAGAAAUUUAAUUCAAAGAAGGUUAGCCUGCAAGUUUUUUAAGAUGGUCAAUAUAAUCAACAGCUGUACAUUAGCUUGAAUCAACAAGAGUAAUCAUACCAGUGUGAAUAUACACACCAUUUUAUUCAAUCCUGGUGGUGAAGUUGGCUAAUAUCAACAGCUGAACACUAGAAGCUUGAUUCAAGAAGAGGUGUUUUACAAUUGUUGAAAACAUAUUGUAUGAUGUUAAAGUUUGUGGUAAGGUUGGCAAGUUUUAUCAAAAGCUGUAUCUUAACCUAAUCUAAGAACAGUAAUCAUACCAUUGUUGUUAUAUAUAUAAUUAUUAUAAAUUUCAUUGAAUAAAA
Asterias rubens (European starfish) is the source of this 1991-nucleotide messenger RNA. RefSeq names its product telomere repeats-binding bouquet formation protein 2-like. Gene Ontology annotation, cellular component: nuclear inner membrane. Gene Ontology annotation, biological process: homologous chromosome pairing at meiosis; meiotic attachment of telomere to nuclear envelope. NCBI's taxonomy places the organism in Eukaryota, Metazoa, Echinodermata, Asteroidea, Forcipulatida, Asteriidae. The transcript has 7 exons. The record is from RefSeq and is a predicted model, not a curated record. The coding region runs from base 303 to 1016 and encodes 237 amino acids.